GGACAAGAAAUAAUCAAGUCGGAACCUUCUCCUAAACUGGUUCGGUUAACUGCUUGCUCCAUAGCUCUCCACACACACACCCUCCUUGUAUACUUCUCAUUGAUUUAGUUCCUUCCCUUGCCGUACCCUUAAGCUGCAUCAUCCUCCACGAAGUUGCGCAGUUGUUUCUUUGCAAGUAUUAAUUGUUUGUUUGCUUCAUCAAAAGAAAAGAAGAAAAAAAAAAAAUAGCACGUAAAGCUUUGAUAUUGAAGGCGAGAAGGAUAAAUUGUUCGUGGUGGAUCGAAUUAGCCGUAUCGUGGAAGGGACUUGGUUCGUGCUUUUCCAUGCAAAUUUGUAUAUUAAAGGCAAGUUAUUCCCCUGUGCUAUAAUCUUUGCGUCUCAGUUGCUCUACUUCCUACCCUGAGGGCCCUCAGAUGACUUGUAACCAUGUGUAUCAAAUAUAUUAUGGUAUUGAUCUGUCUGUGGACCUGGUCUGGAUCGUUGGCUUUUACAACUGUUGAUGAUGGUCUCCUGAGGAUUAGUCUGAAAAGAAGAAGCUUAGACAUUAACAAUCUUCGUGCUGCAAGAAUCCAGGGGGCUUUUCAUCCCAGAACUCCAGGGACUUUCCAUGAGAAUAAUAACUUAGAAAAAGCAGCUGUAGUGUAUUUAAAAAACUAUCUUGAUGCUCAAUAUUUUGGGGAAAUUAGUAUUGGUUCGCCUCCGCAAAGCUUCAAUGUUGUGUUCGACACUGGAAGCUCCAACCUUUGGGUCCCAUCUUCUAAAUGUAUCCUAUCCAUUGCUUGCUAUUUUCAUUCCAAGUAUAGGGCGCGACUUUCUAAUACUUACACCAAAAUUGGAACACCUUGCAAAAUUCCUUAUGGCCAUGGAUCCAUUUCAGGCUUCUUCAGCCAAGACAGAGUUAGAGUUGGGGAUAUCACCGUCAAACAUCAGGAAUUUGUUGAGAUAACAAAAGAAGGAAAUUUGGCAUUUUUGGCUCAUCAGUUUGACGGGAUACUUGGACUUGGAUUCAAGGAUAUUGCGGUUGGACAAGCCACACCAGUGUGGUAUAACAUGAUUAAACAAGGGCGUUUAAGUCAACCACUUUUCUCUCUUUGGCUGAACAAAGAUUCAACUUCAAAGAUAGGGGGUGAGAUUGUCUUUGGUGGUGUUGACUGGAGGCGCUUUAGGGGUGACCACACUUAUGUACCAGUUACCAAAAAGGGUUACUGGCAGAUUGAUGUGGGAGAUAUUCUUGUUGGGAAAAGUUCAACAGGGUUAUGCCGGGGUGGCUGUGCUGCCAUUGUAGACUCAGGGCUAUCCUUCAUCGCUGGUCCGACGGCUGUGGUGACUCAAAUCAACCAUGCCAUUGGAGCAUCAGGAUAUGUGAGUUUUGAAUGUAAAAAUGUGAUCCAUUACUAUGGAAAUAUGCUAUGGGAAUUCUUAACCUCUGGGUUAAAACCUGAAUUCAUAUGUGUUGAAAUAGGACUCUGUUCACACAAUAAAUCUCAUAUAGCGGACAAUGUUAUUGAAACAGCAGUGCAUGAUGAAAGUUCGGAUGCGUCAUCAAGCAGGGGAAAGCCACUUUGUACUUUCUGUGAGAUGAUCGUGUUUUGGAUCCAAGUUCAGCUUAAGCAAAAGAAUGCAAAGGAAAGAAUAUUUGAGUAUAUAGAUGAGCUGUGUGAGAGGCUCCCGAAUCCGGGGGGACAAUCAUUCAUAAACUGCAACGAUGUUGCAGAUAUGCCAACCAUAACGUUCACAAUUGGAAACAGGCCCUACUCUCUCUCUCCGGAACAGUAUAUUUUGAGAGUUGCACAAGGACACUCUGCUGUGUGCUAUGUGGGUUUUACUGCUCUAGAUGUGCCUCCUCCACAAGGUCCCCUAUGGGUGCUAGGAGAUAUAUUCUUGGCAGCAUAUCACUCUGUCUUUGACUUCGGCAAUCUUCGUAUAGGAUUUGCAAAAGCUACAUAGUCGUUAUGAAUCCAAAUUGCUUACAGGGUAGCUGAGAAGAGAUACACAUAAUUUAGAGCAAAUAAAUAAAUAAAUCCCCUUGUAAAUGGUGCCUGCUAUGUCUUGUCAAUAAGAUCUAUGAUGUUUCAAUUCUUAACUAUCCAAUUAUUCAAAUGCCCUCCCUUAAA
Neltuma alba is the source of this 2114-nucleotide messenger RNA. Its product is annotated as cyprosin. The record is from RefSeq and is a predicted model, not a curated record. NCBI's taxonomy places the organism in Eukaryota, Viridiplantae, Streptophyta, Magnoliopsida, Fabales, Fabaceae. The coding region runs from base 427 to 1947 and encodes 506 amino acids. Gene Ontology annotation, molecular function: aspartic-type endopeptidase activity. The transcript is spliced from 14 exons. Gene Ontology annotation, biological process: lipid metabolic process; proteolysis.